UAAUACAACCAAUUCUAUAAAUAAGGGUGCACAAAAGUUGCUCAAAGAUAUGUCCCAUAGCUUGUAAUUUGUCGACUUAAGAGCUACGGAACAUAUUUUUGAGAGACUUUUGUGCACCCAUAUUUUUACACUUGACUUUAAUACUAUAAUAUACAUGGUUCGCCAAACUCUGGAGCAAUUUGUUGGUGAUAUUUAAUAAAAAGAAAUUAUGUAUUUUAAAAACUGUUGAUAAGGUCAUGGUUUUCCUUAAAAUGUCCGAGACUACAAAGUCUUCUUCUUCUUCCUCGCGUUGUCCCGGGAUUUAGCCACGGCUCAUGGGAGCCUGGGGUCCGCGUCACAACUAAUCCCAAGAUUUGGCGUAGGCACUAGUUUUUACGAAAGCUACUUCCAUCUGACCUUCCAAUCCAGAGGGUAAACUAGGCCUUGUUAGGAUUAGUCCGAUUUCCUCACGAUGUUUUGUUACACCGAAAAGAGACUGAUAAAUAUCAAGUGAUAUUUCAUACAUAAGUUCCAAAAAGCUCAUUGGUACGAGCAGGGGUUUGAACCCGCGACCUCCGGAUUGUAAGUCGAACGCUCUUACCGCUAGGCCACCAGCGCAUUACAAAAUAAUGAAGGUAAAUUAGUUUGUUUAUAUUAUUUGCAAUUUCUAUUGAAUAUCACUUUAUUUAUAACCUCUAAACGACCCUCUGUAAGGCUUUUUACUAGAGUCUUUGUGGAAAGAGAAGAGUCGUGGAAUGUAUACAAGAGAAAGUAUAUUUUAUUCUUUUCAUUUCCAAGGCUCUGAAAGUGAGUCAUUGUUUAACUAUGAAGCGGGGUUAAAGUAAUAUAAUUAUGCUCUAGGCCUGAAAAGUGGCAUUCUCCUCUGUGUCCCCGUCCCAUGAGCAACUAGGUGGAAAUCAAAUUGAAAAAUGUUGUCCUAUUUUCCCGCCUGGAACAAUUUGGAAUCUAUGUACCUAUUCUUUGAUUAUACUACUCUUUUCCCUCAGCCCACGUUCCUUUAUAAGUUCCAUAACUAUAUAUCACCUCCGUAGUUGCGGUUGUUAAAGUUACUAUGGCAACGCGUAAUGUUUAGCCUGACAACUUAGUGUAACUUGUGUAGAUUUGUUGUGUAGGAGAAAGCUUUUUUGUAAAUAUAUAUUUAAAUUGUUAAUAUUGUUUGUGGCAUUACUAAUUCAAAAUGCCACCUAAAGGAGGAAAACCCAAAAAGGCACCAGUCAUCAUUAUCGAUGGCGUGGACACGUCCGAGAUGACUCGAGAAAAACUCGAACAAUUUAUUCUUAGAGUAAAGGACGAAUUAGAUAAAGAGAGAGAAGAAAGAAACCUCUUCCAAUUGGAGAGAGAUAAAAUUCGCACAUUCUGGGAAAUAACAAGACAGCAACUAGAUGAGGCUAGAGCUGAAUUGAGAAAUAGGGAAAGAGUGACAGAAGAAACGCAAGAAGAGAACGAGGCACUCCUAGAAACAGAAAAACAAAAAAUUAAGCAUUUAAAAUAUGAACAGCAAGCCGCAGCCGCUGCUUUAAGAGCUGAAAAUUUAGUCGCACUUAAAGCCGCCAAAGAAGAGCAUGGUGAGCAAGAACUGGAACUUCUAAAUGAUAAAAGAGCCCUACGAAAAGAGAUAAAAGAAAAACAAUUAGCCGCUCAAGAUGAGUUGAGAAGAGCUAAAUUGAUGCAUGCUGAAGAGCUUUCCAAAACAAGGGCACAUUUUGAAGAAAAAGCACGACAAAUUGAGGACAAAGCGGAUAAGAAACUUCAAGAAACCAAAAUGGAGUUAACGAUCAAACAUAGAACAGAGAUAGCAGAAGUAGAAGAAAGAAAAAAUAAGCAAAUGUCAGAAUUGAUUGCUCAUCACGAGAGAGCAUUUUCCGAUCUGAAAAACUACUAUAACGACAUCACAUUGAAUAACUUAGGUUUAAUAAGCAGUUUAAAACAGCAAAUGGAGGACAUGCAGAAGGUGAAAGAGCGGGCAGAAAAGAUCGCACGCGACGCUGUGGCCGAAGCCAAGGGUCUGAGAGAGCCUCUGGAAGCUGCCAUCGUUGACAAUAAAGAGCUCAAGCGGCAGAUGUCCAAUUACGAUAGGGACAAGGCGGCUCUUGCUGCUAAGACAAAACAGCUAGCAAUUCUGGAGAAGCAGUACGAAGUCCUGAAAUGGGAGUACGAGGUGAUCCAAGUGCGGUUCGACCGCGUGCUCGCGGAGCGCGACGAGCUUAAGGCGAGGUUCUCCAGAGCUGUCUUGGAAGUUCAGCAGAAGGCUUCCAUGAAAACUGCCUUGUUAGAAGCCAAGCUGAAGGACAUGUAUGGACGGGAUAAGGCACCGCAAGAAUUACAUGAGCUUUUGAAAUUUAAAGACACACAAGUAGAGGACCUUCGCUACGAAGCAGCGCGUUUACGGAAAGCUCACGAUGACCUUUUGGCAGCCUAUGAAGCUAAAUUGGCCAAACUGGGCGUACCGGCCGAAGAGCUCGGUUUCAAACCGCUCAAAGCUGUAGCUGUGGCAGGAUUAUCCCCUGUAAUAGGACAAGGACCUGCCGGGCUGGUCACCAAAGAUCAGAUAUAAUCAGAAGACACAUCUCAUCGAGGAUCAUAGAAGCUCAACUGGACAAGCACAAAAUACAAUAAUCGUUUAUUAAAAAAAUGACUGCAGCGACCCUUGUUUAAUAAAAUUACAUUACAUACUUAUAUACUAUUAUAUAAUAAAACUAUGAGGGAUGGUCAUAAA
Cydia pomonella (codling moth) is the source of this 2716-nucleotide messenger RNA. It is a transcript of the gene Gas8, whose product is annotated as dynein regulatory complex subunit 4. The coding region runs from base 1178 to 2554 and encodes 458 amino acids. Gene Ontology annotation, biological process: cell motility. Gene Ontology annotation, cellular component: microtubule; Golgi apparatus; motile cilium. The record is from RefSeq and is a predicted model, not a curated record. The transcript is spliced from 8 exons. Gene Ontology annotation, molecular function: microtubule binding; small GTPase binding. NCBI's taxonomy places the organism in Eukaryota, Metazoa, Arthropoda, Insecta, Lepidoptera, Tortricidae.